AUGAUUUUUUUUCUAUCAAACAGUAUUGCAUCACUUGUUAUUCAUGAUGCAACUGAUAUUAAUCAAUCAAAAUCUAUUGAAUAUUAUAAUAAUUCAUUGAAUACAUGCUCAAAAACUCUUACAAAUUGUAGUUUACAAGAUGGUUUAAUUAUUCCUAUGUGGCGUCCUCAACAUGGAAUAUCAAUUGGUGAUCGAAUUUCUCGUGCUAUUGUAUAUCUAUUAGCACUUAUUUAUUUGUUUAUUGGUGUUGCUAUUAUAUCAGAUCGUUUUAUGGCUUCAAUUGAAGUUAUAACAUCACAAAAACGUGAAAUACGAAAAAAAAAUCCCGAUGGUACAAUAUCAAUAACAACUGUAGCUAUAUGGAAUGAAACUGUAUCAAAUUUAACAUUAAUGGCAUUAGGUUCAUCAGCACCAGAAAUUCUUUUAUCAAUUAUUGAAGUUGUUGGAAAAAAUUUUAAAAGUGGAGAUCUCGGUCCAGGUACAAUUGUUGGUUCAGCAGCAUUUAAUUUAUUUGUUAUAAUUGCUAUAUGUAUUAUGGCGAUACCAUCCGGUGAAGUACGUCGUAUACGUCAUCAACGUGUUUUUUUCGUUACAACAGCUUGGUCAAUAUUUGCCUAUAUAUGGUUAUGGGCUAUUGUUGCUAAAAUUUCACCUGGCUAUAUUGAAGUAUGGGAAGGAACAUUAACAUUUUUGUUUUUUCCUUUAACUGUCGUGUCGGCAUAUAUUGUCGAUACAAAAGUUGGUCAAUUUAUACGUAUACGUAUAACAUCAAGAAAACAAAUUUCACAAUCGGAUAAUCAUAAAUCAACGUCUUUACCAAUAAAUAUAGAUGAUUCAGAGCAAAAAAAUAUGUUAGAUGGAACAACUAAAAAUUCCGUUACACAAAAUAUCAAUGAUGUACACGGAAAAAAACCAGGUAGUACUAUUACGGGUGGAGUAAUGGAUCAAUUAGGAAGUUCAGCAGGUGGCUUAGAUGAAACAUUAUUAUCCGAUCAGAUUAAUAAUCAACAACGUGAUGAAUUUAUCGAUAUAUGGCGUCAAUUACGUAAACAAUAUCCAACUCAUGAUAUGCAUACAUUAAAUGAAAUGGCUGCUGUUGAAAUGAUGAAUCGUGUACCAAAAUCUCGAGCAUAUUAUCGUAUACAAGCAACAAAACGUUUAGGUGGUGGUGGUGGAAAUGUUAAAAAAAAAUUAUUAGAAAAAUUAAAUGAACCCGAUAAAAUUGAUCCAUCAGAAAAACAACAAUUAGCAAAUGAUGCAAUGUCACAAAUAACUAAAAUACGUUUUGAACCAAAUCAUUAUACAGUUUUAGAAAAUGCUGGUUAUGUGACAUUACAUGUUUUACGAACAGAUGGAAAUUUACGAAAUACAGUUUAUGUUGAUUAUGCAACUGAAGAUGGUACAGCAACACAUGGAGCUGAUUAUGAAUCAGCUGAGGGUACUUUAAUUUUUUAUCCAAUGGAAACACAUAAACAAAUUCAAGUAAAAAUAAUUGACGAUGAAAUUUUUGAAGAAGAUGAACAUUUUUCUAUUAAAUUAAGUAAUCUUAAAAUAAAAGAUAAUCAAGGACGUUUAACACCAGGUGCAUUUGAUAAAAGUGUACAAUUAGUUGAACCAUCAACAGCAAUUGUUAUGAUUAUUGAUGAUGAUCAUUCCGGUUUAUUUGUAUUUGAUAAUGAUGAAAAAACUGUUGUAGAAUCGGAUGGUCAUGUUGAAAUUACUGUUUUACGUACAUCUGGUGCUCGUGGUCGAGUACGAGUACCAUUUACAACUCAAGAUGAAACAGCUUUAAAUGAAAGAGAUUAUGUUACUAAAACGGGCGAAGUUAUUUUUGAAAAUAAUGAAAAUGAAAAGAAAAUAUCAAUUGAUAUAAUUGAUCGUGAUCAAUAUCAACGAAAUGAAACAUUUCUUGUUCAAUUAGGUGAACCAUCACUUAUUACUAGUGAUGAGGAUGAAACAGAAGAAACAACAAUGACAGAAGAAGAAAAAUUAAUUGCUGAAUUGGGAAAACCAAGAUUAGGUGAAAAAAAUACAAUACGUAUUCGUAUACGUGAAAGCAAAGAAUUUAAAAAUGCUGUUGAUAAAGCUUUAUAUAAAGCAAAUACAGCUAUACUUGUUGGUACAUCAACAUGGUUAGAACAAUUUAAACAAGCAUUUAGUGUAAAAGAUGAUGAUGAUGAUGUUGUUGAAUCUGGUGAUACAAAUGAUGAAGAUGAAAAACCAGCAACAUGUAAAGAUUAUAUGUUACAUUUUAUAUCAUUUUUUUGGAAGUUUUUAUUUGCUUUUGUACCACCAACAAGUAUUGCUGGCGGAUGGCUUUGUUUUGUUGUAUCAAUAAUAAUCAUUGGUAUGCUUACGGCAGUUAUUGGUGAUCUAGCUACACAUUUUGGUUGUACGAUUGGUCUUACGGAUACAAUGACAGCUAUUGCUUUUGUUGCAUUAGGAACUUCAUUACCUGAUACAUUUGCAUCGAAAGUGGCUGCUGAACAUGAUAAAUAUGCCGAUAGUUCAAUAGGAAAUGUUAAUGGUUCAAAUGCUGUUAAUGUAUUUUUAGGUAUAGGUUUACCAUGGGCUAUGUCAGCAUGGUAUCAUUAUUUUAAACAAACAAAAUUUGAAGUCGAAAAAGGUUCACUAUCAUUUAGUGUAACAUUAUUUUGUUCAUUUGCAGGUGUUGCUAUAAUACUAUUAAUGAUAAGACGUUUAAAUAUUUUUGGUGGAGGAGAAUUAGGUGGUCCGAUGAAAUAUCGUGUUAUAUCAAGCCUUUUAUUUCUUUUACUUUGGAUUUUAUAUCUAGUAUUGAGUGGACUUGAAAAUUAUUGUCAUAUUCAUCUUUAA
Rotaria sp. Silwood2 is the source of this 2835-nucleotide messenger RNA. The record is from the annotation of a GenBank genome assembly. Lineage: Eukaryota; Metazoa; Rotifera; Eurotatoria; Philodinida; Philodinidae.